AUGUUUCUUGAUCCUGAAUUGAUAAAUGAAGCAUAAGAUUCCUCAGUUUAGAAUUAGUAAUUGAAUUCAAGAUAUCAGCCAAAGGAAAGGUCUAAUAAUUUAAAUCGAUUUUAAUUAAAGUAGAAAGAUGAAUCCAAAUAAGAUAAUAAACCUCUGACUAGAAUUUAAUAAGUAUUAUGUAAUUUAAUGAAAUUAGAGAGAAAUGGAGAUUUCUAAAAAGUAGGCUGAAUCCUAGAUUUAAGAUGAUAAUGAUUUGGCCGAAAGUCUGGUUCAAUUUGAUUCGGAUGAUGAAAAAAAUGGAGCAAAUUAGAUUAUCAAUCCUUUAAUUCUUAGCUAAUAAGAAUAAGAAGAAUAAUAUGUAAUUAUACACCUUAAUUAUAGUAACAAUAACAUGUAAGAACAUAAAAACCAAAGACUUUUGAUUCAAUUAGUGCAUUGCAUAAUAAUGCCUAAUAUAGAAAGAAACUUGGUUAGAAUGAGUCUUCGUAUGGUUAAGACUAUGAUUUAAACAUUGAAUAAGUAAAUAAUUACCACAAUUUUAGUUAACCAUAAUUGGGAAUAAUCAUAAUAAGUAUUAUGAACCAGGAUAAUAAAUUACUAAAAAUAAUGAUCUUCCUUAACUUUCAAAAUAAAAUAAUAACUUAUAAUUUGAUUAUACAAAAAAAACAUCUGAAAAUUAAAAUGUGUCAAAAUUAGAGGAAGAUUAAGUUUAAAAUAAAUCUUCUAAAUAUUAAUAAUUAGAUGAAUAAAAUGGAUAAUUUGAGGAUAUUAUUUAAAUAGAUAAUAAUUAAUCUGAAAUUGUUUAAGAAAAUACUGAUAAAAAUAAAGAAAAACAAAAUUUUGUUCUUUUUGAAAAUUUAAACAAUGAAAAUGAAAAAUAGGAAAACAUAAUAGAAAAUUCUUCAAAUUUAAUAUUUGAAGGAUAAUAACAAAUAUCUUAAGAGGAGCAGUAAUUGUAAUCAAAAUAGUAAUAAUAAUAAUAAUAAUAAUAAUAAUAAUAAUAAUAAUAAUAAUAAUAAUAACCAAAAUAAACUUGUCCUUAUCCUAAACCAUUAGUUUCAAUAUCAAUGCCUUAUGGUAAGAAGCAUUUUCUGGUAAAUCCAGUAGAGAGAGGAGGAAUGAUUUAAUGUACAAUAAAAAGAGAUAGAAGUGGAAUGUGUAGAUUUUAUCCUAAAUAUCAUAUGCAUGUUUCAAAUGGAUUUUUAUAUUUAAUGAGUGCAAAAAAAAGAGCGUGUAAUAAUACAAGCAAUUAUAUUAUUUCAUAAUCAAGAGAUGAUAUGGAAAAAAGUGACAAUUUCUUAGGUAAAGUUAGGAGCAAUUUUAUGGGAACUGAAUUUGUCUUAUAUGAUUCAGGGUUAAAUCCAGAGAAAACAAAAGAUCCAUAAAAAUUUAGACAACAGUUAGGAAUUGUUCAGUAUGAAAGUAACAUACUUGGUUCAAAAGGACCUCGUAAAAUGGUGGUAAAUCAUUUGAGUAAAUGAAGGUUUUAUUGCCAAAUUUGAAUGAUCGAGAUUAAUUGUAUGAAUUCAAACCUUCUAAUUCAAAAGAUGGAAUAUUAAAAGAAUAUUUAAACAAUAAUAGAGAUUAAAUUAUCACUUAUGUAAAUAGACCCCCAUAAUGGAACAGUAAACAUAAAGCAUUUGUCUUAAAUUUUUAUUAAAGAGUAGAUAAACCUAGUGUUAAAAACUUUCAACUUAUUGAAGACUAGAAGGAGGAUAAUAUAUUAUUGUAGUUUGGGAGAGUUGGGGAAGAUCUAUUCAAUUUAGAUUUCUAAUAUCCUAUUACUCCACUUUAAGCAUUUUAAAUUGCAUUAACUAGUUUUGAUUACAAAAUUGCAUGUGAAUGA
This is a messenger RNA of Paramecium primaurelia, 1846 nucleotides long. Lineage: Eukaryota; Ciliophora; Oligohymenophorea; Peniculida; Parameciidae. The record is from the annotation of a GenBank genome assembly.